This is a messenger RNA of Arachis stenosperma, 1180 nucleotides long. RefSeq lists its product as uncharacterized. Lineage: Eukaryota; Viridiplantae; Streptophyta; Magnoliopsida; Fabales; Fabaceae. The transcript has 3 exons. Bases 457 to 750 code for a protein of 97 amino acids. The record is from RefSeq and is a predicted model, not a curated record.
GAGCCUAAUUGCGGAAGAUCACCCGCAGCCCAACGCUAUCUCCUCUCUCGAACUCUCUUUCUCAGUUUCUCCCACGAGCUCAAGCUCUCGUCAGCUCGUCUCAUCUCCGGUCUCUCACCUCUCGUCUCCGGUCUGUCAAGCUCUCGUCAGCUCAAGCUCUCCCUUCCCUGCGCUAGCUUCGCCGGCGGCAGAAGCAGACGGAACUGCAUCUGGUCCCUCGGGUGGUGGUGGUCGUCGUCUUCUUGCUUCUCACGGUUUCUGUCUCGCACCUGGUCUCGAUCUCUCCCUUCCCUGCGCUCUUCGUCGCCGGUAGCAGAGGCAACAGAUCCCGGUGGGCUGGUCUUCAGUGUCGUCUUCUUGCUUCGAGCCUUGCCGUCAGAUUCUCCCUCGCCAUCAGCUUCUCCUUCGCCGUCAUCUUUCUUCGCGCAACCCGAUUUGGGUUUUUGAGGAUCCCAAAUGGCGCUGAGGAAGUUCGUCAACGAGAUCAGGGGUUUGAAGGUGAAGGAGCUUCCCAACUACAUCAAGCCCAAGUUAUCUCUCGAUUACAUCAAGAACUCCUUUAACCGUGGCUUGGAUAACUACUACACCAAGUACAUCGAAACCAGUUCUCCUGAUCCACUCUACCAUGUUUGCUUCGGCGGCAUGGUUUUGUCCUACCUCGUUAAUCUUCCCGAGGAGCGCCGCCACUACGAGCACCUCGAGCACGAGCGCCUCGCUAAGGCACACGGUUCCACCGCCGCCCACCAUUGAUCUCCAAUCGAAAAAAUCCAUUUAGGUUCUUUUCGGGACUUUGACAAAUAUGGCGAGUAAGGAAUAAUGACAUUUUUAUUUCUCAUGAGACUUGGCCUCCAAAAAAGGUGAUUUGUUUGACUUUAGCAAAAGAGUUUAGAAGUGUUUUUGAAUUACAACAUAUGUCCCUCCUUUCUAUUUUAAGUAGUUUUUUGAAUCAUCUAUUUGUAGGUACUUUCAAGAUAAUUGUGAAACUAGUUAUCUUGGUUUUGGUGAUAGUAUUGGUUUUGCUUGCAUUGUCAGAGAUUGUAACGAGUGUUGGCAAAGAGGAUGUUUGAGAAUGAUUGAGAGUAAUAAUAAAAAAAAUUAUUUGCUAUUUGGGGGGGUUAUAUCUUAGUCUGGGAUGCGGGUCAAUAAAAUGUUAUUUGUAAGAGGGAUUAUGAAGAUGCAU